Molecule: messenger RNA, 1730 nt
Organism: Pseudomassariella vexata
Lineage: Eukaryota; Fungi; Ascomycota; Sordariomycetes; Amphisphaeriales; Pseudomassariaceae
Product: 26S protease regulatory subunit 8
Exons: 2
Coding region: 196-1365 (389 amino acids)
Biological process (GO): proteasome-mediated ubiquitin-dependent protein catabolic process
Cellular component (GO): proteasome regulatory particle, base subcomplex
Molecular function (GO): proteasome-activating activity; ATP binding; ATP hydrolysis activity
Source: RefSeq, a predicted model, not a curated record
UUCCGUUGCCCUGUUCAUCAGCCUCAACGCUACCUCAAAUCAAUUGAUUGCAGCAUCGACUUAUCACUUUUCGAUACUGACCUCAACGCCUCGAUCUCAACAAUUUCCCUUAGUCGAGCCCAAACUUCCCUCCUAACCACUCCCCACAGGAACAGAAACCAAGACUCUCCGGAGCACCCGUCGCCAGCAGCAGCCAUGGCGCUCGACAAUUACUAUGCCAACAAGAUCGAGGCGAUGAAGCUGGAGAUCCUCAAAGGUCAGGCUGUCCUCCGCCGUCUCGAAGCCCAACGAAAUGACUACAACUCGAGGGUACGGUUAUUGCGGGAAGAACUAGGCUUGCUACAGCAGCCCGGUUCAUACGUUGGGGAGGUCGUCAAGGUCAUGGGCACCAAAAAGGUGCUUGUCAAGGUGCAUCCAGAAGGCAAAUACGUCGUGGAUGUAUCUGAUGCCGUCGACAUUGCGAAGCUCACAGUCGGAAAGCGCGUAACGCUCCUCUCCGAUUCCUACAAGCUGGAGAAGAUCCUCCCAUCUUCUGUCGAUCCCCUAGUGUCUCUCAUGAUGGUAGAGAAGGUGCCUGACAGCACAUAUGACAUGAUCGGUGGUCUGGACCAGCAGAUCAAGGAAAUCAAGGAAGUCAUCGAGCUCGGCCUGAAACAUCCCGAACUCUUCGAAUCCCUUGGUAUUGCGCAACCCAAGGGCGUACUGCUUUACGGUCCCCCGGGUACAGGCAAGACACUAUUGGCACGAGCUGUCGCUCAUCACACAGAUUGCAAGUUUAUCAGAGUGUCGGGUUCGGAGCUGGUGCAGAAGUAUAUCGGUGAAGGAUCUCGAAUGGUGCGAGAGCUCUUCGUCAUGGCGCGUGAGCACGCGCCGUCCAUUAUCUUCAUGGACGAAAUCGACUCUAUCGGUUCAUCGCGUGUGGAAGGAUCGUCCGGUGGCGACUCGGAAGUGCAGCGUACCAUGUUGGAACUACUAAACCAACUCGACGGUUUCGAGCCCACCAAGAACAUCAAAGUCAUCAUGGCCACGAAUCGUCUCGACAUUCUAGACCCGGCUCUUCUACGACCCGGCCGUAUUGACCGGAAGAUCGAAUUCCCACCACCAAGCGUCGAGGCCCGUGCCGACAUUCUGCGCAUUCACAGCCGAAAGAUGAACCUGACGCGUGGCAUUAACCUGACUAAGAUCGCUGAGAAGAUGAAUGGUUGCUCUGGUGCCGAGCUGAAGGGUGUGUGUACAGAGGCGGGUAUGUACGCGCUGAGGGAGAGACGUGUGCACGUUACACAGGAGGACUUCGAACUGGCAACGGCUAAGAUCUUGAACAAGCACGACGACAAGGAGGUGUCGCUGCAGAAGUUCUGGAAGUAAUCUAUCAACUACACUUUGGGGUUGUUGAUGAGCCAACUCUGGAUUUUUGCUGGGAAAAUAUUCCCAGGCUUCAACGCGGAAGGGGGUCAGCACGGUUUACUACCAGACCCAAUGUAAACAGUGUAUAAUAAUUUAGACAUAAGGAGAGCGGGGCCAUCAUGGAAUGAUACGACUUGAUCCUGCAUCACCAGCCAUUUACUGAAGACAAUGGUGCAUGCCCUGGGAUUAAGUGUAUAGUUGAUGUACAAUUGCUCAAGUAACCUUAAGGCCCAGAAGACAAGAAGCCGGGAGCAGAGGCAUAGAUAGCUCUUUACAUCUAGAAGAGAGGCGAAGAAAUACCUUUCCAAACACUUAACAAGAGACAC